This is a messenger RNA of Symbiodinium natans, 1590 nucleotides long. NCBI's taxonomy places the organism in Eukaryota, Dinophyceae, Suessiales, Symbiodiniaceae. The record is from the annotation of a GenBank genome assembly.
AUGUGUCAGACAGUCCUAGGCAAUUGUUCCAAACAGUUCGGAAGAAGAGUUAGGCUUUCUGUAGUUCAGUCUUUCGUGACCGAAGAAGCGCAUUGCUUGCCGUGGUUCUGCCAAAUGGCAUGCCAACUGGCCGCUGCGUGGUUAUUGCAGAAUGGAACAGGCAGCAUCGCGGAGCCGAAAAAGCAGGAACUGCAAGGGAUUCUUCUUGAAGACUUCGAUCGCCUACUAGGGUUGUCAUCUCCGCGGCCGGCAGCUGUGGAGGAAGAGAUCCAGCUCUUCUUGGCAAGCGGGCGUGCUUCAGAGUCCAACCUUGGCCGCCUUCGACGGAGGGUCGAGGCGAGGCUUGCCGGGAGCAGCAGGUCCGAGAGCAAUUACUCGCACAUUACGGACCGUUCGGUUCAUGCGUCUGGUUGCAUGAGCGCACGAGAAACAUCCUCGAAUCGCGCAUUUCGUGGGGCAGCGACACGGGAGGCUGCAGGCAACUUGGCCAGUCGACCUUUGAGCGCGGUUCCUGAGGACGAGAUGUUGCGCUGGUCUCAGGUGGCGAAACUUGCUGUCAAAGAAGCGCAGCUUGAAGAGGUGCGCAAAAAGCAAGCCAAGAAAGUUGCACAAAAGGAGAUGCAGGACUUCUUGCAACGGCAAAUAGAUCAGAAGACCUCCGCCAAGAUGAAAGCAGCAGAGCACGAACAAAGACUUUUCGAAGUGCAGCAGGCCGAGUUGGAGCGGUGGAGACGCGACCAAUCAGUGCAAGCUGAAGAGCGCCUCCGAAAGGUGCAGCAGGUCGUUCGCGAUCGAGAAGUUCAAUCCGAGGAAGUGUCUCGCAAACGAGAAGCCGAAAGAGAACAAAAGCUUGAAGAGGACCGACGCCUUGUACGACGCGCGGAGCAGGAAAUCGAGUCGGAAAAAAAGGCUGCACAGGCCAAAAGGGAGCUGACAAAGCGUGCCCAGCAAGCCUUGGUUCAGGAAGUUGGAGAGGACCAAGAGAAGCGGAGCCAAGCUCGACAGCGGCGAAUCCAAGAAGAGAAGCACGCGCUGCAAGAGUACGCCGAGCUCUUGGACAAGCAGGAGGCCCGGAAAAAGGAGACGAAACCCAAAAUCCGAGAUCAGGCUCCUGCACUUCCGCCGAGGGUGAAAAAGAAAGGAGAAGAGUUGUACUAUGACCAGGACAUUGUCAUGCGGAUACACAAUGAAGCAGUUGCCCGGGCAGAACAGGCCGACAUGACUAAGCAAGCCAAGUUGAAAAUGGAACGACGGAAGAAUCAGGACUUUCUGUUCCAGCAGAUUGCGGAAAGGGAUCAGCAGAAGAGGCUGAUGCAAGAGCAGAAAGGUGGCUUGAAAGCCGCAGCUCAGGCCGCAGCUGAUGAGCACCGCGCAACAGAAAACAAUAAGAUGUACGAGCGGCGAAAGAAAUACCUGCAGUAUCGAUUGGACCUGGAGGGCCAAAUGAAAUCCAAGCAGACUGCGCAGAAUUCUGUGGAGGACCAAAUGAGCGGAGCAGAGAAAGCCAUGAAUCGCCGGUAUGUCAUUGAGGCCCUCCAGAAGACCUCGGAGGCCAUGCCGCCCAGCAGCACUUCUGAAGCUGCGCAGUAA